AUGUCGAAGAAUAUGAUAAAUUUAGAGGAGUUCAAAGCGAUUUUGGACGAAAAAUUGGCUCCACUAAAAUCGGAGAUUUCAGAAGUGAAGGCAAAGUCUGAAGAAAUGAGAGCGUUUCUUGAUAUGGCAAAUGAAAAGUAUGAUGAAAUUAUCACAAAAUUAGCUCAGCGUGAUGCUGAAAUGAAAGACAUUAAAACAGAAAAUAAAAUUUUGAAAGCAACUAUAAAAACUAUGGAUGAUCAAGUAAGACAGCUGACGGAUUCAGUUAAUGACCUUGAGCAAUAUUCAAGACGCGAAUGUCUUGAAAUACAAGGCAUUCCAUUAAAGAAUUUUGAUGAUACUAAUUCUAUUGUGGUGAAUGUCGGCGAGCUAAUGGGUAUAAAUAUUAAGGAGGAAGAUAUAUCGGUCAGCCAUCGCCUACCAAUAAGAUCAAACUAUAGAGGCAAGCAAGCAGACCCGACCAUUAUUGUAAAAUUUGUUCGCCGUCACACCAAGGAAAUAUUUUAUAGAGCACGAAAAGAAUUGAAAAAUAAGACAUCGAAAGACCUGGGCUAUGUAAAAACGAACUUUAUCUACAUCAAUGAAAGUUUAACUGAGAAAAAUAAAUCCCUAUUUGGAGGGGCAAGGAGAGCGAAGAAGGAGUUGGGUUAUUCUUUUAUAUGGACAGCAAAUGGACGAAUCUUUCUAAGAAAGGACAAGGAUAGUCCUGCAAUACUCAUAAAAAGCAAAGAUGAUAUUAGUAAUCUGUUACGAAAUUCAAGAUAA
This is a messenger RNA of Paramuricea clavata, 765 nucleotides long. Lineage: Eukaryota; Metazoa; Cnidaria; Anthozoa; Malacalcyonacea; Plexauridae. The record is from the annotation of a GenBank genome assembly.